Molecule: messenger RNA, 974 nt
Organism: Ctenocephalides felis (cat flea)
Lineage: Eukaryota; Metazoa; Arthropoda; Insecta; Siphonaptera; Pulicidae
Exons: 3
Coding region: 226-897 (223 amino acids)
Source: RefSeq, a predicted model, not a curated record
UAUUUUGGCAUUUUUAUUCUGAAUUGCAACAGAGGGUAACAAUCAUUUUCAAUUGUAGGACCGCCAAGACACAGUCGCAUCAUAUGCCCCUUGAAAGAUUGCAAAAGGUCAUUUACUAGAUACAGUCCUUUACAUACCCAUCUACAACUUGACCAUCAAAUACAUAUUGAAAGUGAAGAAAUAUCAUUUUCUUCUAUUAAUGAAUUUAAAACAUGGAAAGAUGACAUGGAACAAUGUCAUUUCUACAGAUAUGUAAAAAACAGUACAGGGUACAAAAUGAAAAAUGGGCACAAAGUGAUAUAUUACAACUGCCAUCGUUCAUAUGCUUAUGAAGAGAAGAAAGGUGCAUUCCAAAAGACAAGCAAAAAAAUUGGAUAUGCUUGUCCAGCACGUAUUGUCUGCACAAUAUGUAAUGAUGGUCAAGUAAACAUUGAAUAUUUUAAGACCCAUGUGGGCCAUGAGAUUAUUCUAAAAUAUUUGCCACUCGACCAACAUUCAAAAAAUCUCAUCAAAGAUAAAAUUUUAGCUGGAGUUGAAGACGAUAUCAUUAUGGAAAGUGUUCGUGAAGCUUCAUUUAACAACGAAUUACCUUUGAGAGCUUCUCUGAUCACAAAAAAAGAUAUACGGAACAUCAAAAACCGAGUUUUACCAAAACAGGCGACAGUACUAUUAACAAAUCAGGAAAAAGAACUUUGUAGGACGGAAGAAAAAUCUGAAGAGAUAAAUAAUUUAGAAGAACCGGUUACUAGCUAUUCUGAUGAUGUAGAUGCUGAAGAUAUAGACUAUGAUUUUUUGACAGAAUUAAUGCGCGAGAUUAUGAAAAAAAUAGAAAACAGGCAGGUCUCUGAUAUAAAUUUAUGCAUAAAAAAUUUACUCAAUACACUCAAUCAAAUGUGAUUAUAAAAUCAAUCAAAAAGGAAAUGGUACAAUUAACACUAAUAAAAAAAGGAGCACCAAGGAGUGGAUACCAGUAA